AUGGGACGAAUCUUUCUUGCCCAUCCUGGUGGAUCGAAGCUGUUUUCUUGCGCUAACUGUGACACUGCGUUGACGAAUCGAUCGCAGCUAACAUCUACGGUAAGUUUCAUAUUUUUUGCUUAAGAAUAUUAAAGCUUUAUACCAAACAAAUAUGGAACAUUUUUUAACUUUGUCGGUGGAUUUUUACAGUUCCUACCAUAGUCAAGUCUCAAGAAGUUUCUAGUUAGUUCCAAUUGUACCUUCCUAAUCCUAUAAUUAAUGGAGUAAAUGGCGAAAGUAUUCUGUUGAUUGAAAAGAAAGGUUGUUUUCGCCUCAGCCAUUUAUUUAUAUUUUAAUAUUCUACAGGAAUAUUAUAAUAGUUUUGUAUCCAUUUAUCAUAAUUUGACUUGUACGUUUGCUUUAUUCAAUAAUCGCGGAAUUUUAGUGGCCCUGCUGUUAUCGAUGUUUUUUCUCCGCAAAUCAAGUCAAAAUUUUCCAAAAUUAUUUUGCCGUUUUUUUUCUUUGUUAUGUAAGCUAAUAAGCUUAAGUCUUAGUAUAAAGGUUAAGAAAAGUAAUAUAUAUAUAUACUGUCGAUGAAGUUUAAUUGCACUAAUAUGGGCAGCAAAUAGGACAUGAAUUUUCAUUCAGUUCGAGCGUGUGAUGAGUGUAUUUGGCGGAAACAGGCACCAUUGAUUUAAAUUUGCAAAUUUCUUAUCCAUCACUCUGUGUGGAAAAUUAAAUAUGUAUAUAUGUGUCCUCAAAAAAUACCUUUGUAAUUACUGUAUUCUAAUUUAUUAUACUUCUACAAACUGGCCUUGUGAUUGGUCAAUUAUUGUUAUCAAACAUGCAUGGCUUGCUAUUUUACUGAUGAUUCAAAUACCGUAAAAUUCAGAAAAAAAGCCCCAGGGCUUACAUUUUUCAAAAGCCCUUUUUGAGGGGCUUAUCUUUGGAGGAAAAUUUGCAUUUUAAAAUCGAUUGGGCUAGCCUUAUAGUUGGAAGGAAAUUAACCAUUUUUCCUUUGUUUAACGUUGUAUUUGAGGACAAUUUUCGAAAUACAAGUCGCCGGAGGGGCUUGUAGCCUUAUAGUUUUUUACAACUGUAAAAGUGUUAUUAAAUUGAACCCUGGUUUUUAUUUAUCCGAAAAUGAACUUUACUGAAUUGUAUGUGGUAGAUGAAAAACACUAAUGAUAAUAACAUUUCUCAUCCUUCCCAAACAGAAAUUUACAGGAGCAACUGGCAGAGCAUUUUUGUUUAAGAAAGUGUGAGUAUUCUUUAUAAUCAACCUCCCCCGCCCCCGCCCCCCUUAACUGGAGACGUUUCACUAGGGAGAUUUCUGAAUUUUUGUCUCAAAAUUUCCUCAUUCCUUUUUUCAUAACAUUUUCUGCCCAGAAUCUGUUCAUGUGAGGAGCUCUAAUUUGUUUAGUAUACAUGGUUAUUAUUACAUACAGUCUUUCAUCUGUUGUUUUAUAUCAUUAACCAAUGACAGACAAAAGACUAAGAUCAAAUUUACAAUGCACCAAAUCUACCAGGCUUUAGAAAUAUGCACUAGGGGUAUAGAAUGGUAAAUUUGAGACUUUGUGAGACUGCGGGAUCCCAAGUAAGACCAAGAUUUUAAAAAAGAUUGAGACUCCAAGCUGAAAAAUCAAGAUUUAAAGAUCUGUCCAAAAUUUUCCCAGACCCACAUUUUUGGAGGAACCAUUCUAUACCCCUUGCAUUCCCACUUUGAAAAUUUUAAUUUACAUCAUCUCAAUCGAAGAGCAUAAAGAAAAAGGCCGUUAAGGACUGCCUUGAUUAGGAUAAUAAUUUGUAAGUAUCUAGUGCCCUAGCUGGUAAUUGAGCUACACUUGGUGGAUCUACAUGGUCAUAUUUUUUAUUUCAUGUAAAAUUUUUAUACCAGCUCAAUUUAUGUUUUCUAUUUUCUCACAGUUAACUGCUCAAGGCAAAGGAAAAUGCUUUCAAAAAGAAAAUGAAAAAUGGUAGCCCCAAGAAAAAGUUUAACUAAAAUAUCAAAUGAAUCAAAAUCCCAGAUCCAUCAUGACCUCUGAUAGGCUUCAAAGCGACAUAGAACGUCAAUUGUUAUAAAAGUGAAUCAACAUUUCUGUUUUGGGAGGAUUUGUGUAAAGGUGUUUUCUAAGUUUGGUGGGUUUUUUGGCUGCCAUGUUCCUUGUUUUCCAUUUCUUUCUAAAUUCCACUUCCAUCCUGUUGUGAUCUACAAAACUUCUUUGGAAAUUAUAAGACAUUUAAAGAAUAUUUUAAAAGUUUUGUGAAAACAUUCUUGCACCCAACAAAAUUACUGGAAUUGUUAAACAAAGGUUAUGGAGAAACUGUUGCUUUUUUUUCUAGGGUAAACUUGUCAUACAGUGAAGUUCAAGAUAGAGUAAUGGUAAGAAUCAAAUUUGCAAUUAUUCCUUUAUUUUUAUGCUUACUAAAGUUUAUAAUUUUUAUUAGAAGCAGUGACUAUGGCAUGGACUUGUAAGUAUGAAAAGUAGCUCAGUCAAUCACAUAGCUGUACGAAGUGUAAUCCGGCCUGUCUGGAAAGCUAGAUGGAAAUAUACCAGUUGCACUUGAUGUUUUCAAACUAGCCAUAUUAUAUAAUGGGACUAUUUUGCAGCUCAAUUUUUUUUUCAUUCAAUUUCAGUAUAUCUCUGGGAUUCAUUUGUUUAUUGAUCUUUAGAUUCUUAAAUUUUUCUCUAUAUGCAAUAAAUUGCAAGUAAUGCCAACAGUUUUCCUGUCAAUGGUUUAUUCCAGGGAUAACAUGCCGGUUUGAAAUCUACAUAUUUAUGUUAAGCUCUAGAAGUGCAAUUCCCAGACAUAAAUUUUGAACUUCUCAUUUACAUGCACACACGAAGUUGUAAAUAUGUUGCAGUGAUCCUUAAAUUACUCCUCAACCUCUAGUCCCUUUUCGCAGUACUUAUUUACCAUUUAUAAUCUCCCCUUUGCAGUUUUCUGCUGCUGAAUAAUCUGUGUUAUUUAAUGCAUAAUUAGCAUUUUUUGUUUGUUGCAGCUUACUGGAAGACAUAUGGUCAGAGAUGUUUUUUGCAAGAACUGUGACACCAAGUUAGGGUGGAUGUAUGUAAGUGUAAAUAAAAAUCCUAGCUUUAAAUGUAAGUCCUAUAUAAGAUUUUUGACCCCUUUUAUUGUCUGUGAUUGUUCCCUCACUAAUUAGAACUAAGUUAACACUGUACAGGAUGACAUAUGCGAUGAACAGAAUUUUAUUCAUUUUUGAUUAACUAAUUAAUGGUCCUUAAAAAUGCAGUCCUACUGGAAACCAAAAAUUGCUACCCCUUCCUUCUUUGUUGUUUCCUUCAUCCUUGUUGGACAGAGGGAAGGGUCGACUCUGUAAAAUACCUAACUAUAUAUGCUGCCAACUUGUAUGGGUCGAUCCUCAGUGGGGGUGGGGGGAAGCACUGUAUGGACUGGUCAACAGACCCCCACUAUAGACCCACCUUUAUGGACCCCCCAUAAAAAGACAAUAAUAAUAAUGACAGUUAGAGAUUUGACUUCCUGUUUAGCUAACUUGUGUAUUCGCUGCCGGCCUCCGAUUGCCUCCACUAUUUUGUUUGGCUCAUUCCCCCGCGUGUUCAUAGACUCAUCCCAGGCUUCACAAAAUAGUGCUCCUUCGACAACGAAAGAUGCCGAUAUCCAUUUUGUUAGAUCUGGUUAUAGUUUAAAGAAUACAUGCUGUGUGCAGCUGAACAUUUUACUCUGAGUUCGCAUCAACCUAAAACUCUGCGUAGAGAUAUUAAAAGCAGAUACCUAAGAUAACAGCAGCUAUGGAAAAUUAUAUGAUAAUUUUGAUUAGACAUAUCCCAUAAAUGGGCAACAAAUUCAACAGGAAUAUGUGCGAACUGAAUACAUUGUCUGUUGCACAUGAAAGGUUCUGCUCAACUUGCACAAAUAUUUUCCCCUGCUGAACAUAAACUGUACCGAGCCAUAUCUUGGUCUGCUAUAUAGAAGCUAUAUCAUGGUUCAAAUUUAAAAGUGCAAAAUCUCUGAAAAAGUUCUCCUCACUGGAGCAAUAUGUAAAACGUUUCCAAAGGUUUCAUGCCAGUGAAGAUGUGUGGCGUACAUGACAAACCAUGACAAAGCAAAAUAAUAGGAUGAAAAUAGAUUCUAUGCAACUUACCAUCCCACGUGCACGCCAACGCCAUUUUUACAAUCUGCGAUACUCGGGCUGAUGUGACCCCGUUGGUAUCGGGCAGCGGUAAAACCAAGAUGGCGGAAGAAAAUGGCGGGAGUUUGUUGUUCACGUAGCCGUAGUAGGCGCGAGCAGUCGUCUUGUUUAGCAUCAUGCAAAGUUUGCGGAUACUGGCGAUAUAUUCGUUUGUCAGCCUUUAUAGUACAAGCAUAGAAAUUUUAUUUGUAUCUUGGAAGCACUUUAUCCAGUCACCUUCCGAGCUUCAUGGUAAAAUGUGCAAGAGGGAGUGAUGGUAGGGGACUUUGUUAUUUGUCUGCUUGCGUUUUUAAUAUAUUUAUUUAUUUAUUUAUUUUUAUUUUAAAAAAAGAGGGGUCCAGAAGGGGGUCCAAAAAGGGGUCCAAAAGGGGGGUCCAGAAGGGAGGGUCCACAUUUUGUCUACACCCCAUCACUAGACAUCACAAGACACUGAAGGUGUGAAUCAGGUUCUGAUAGCAAAGUAUGUAAAUUUCUGAGGAUGUGGUCAACAUCCUUUUUAAAUUGAAGUCCAAAUUUGGAAUAAUCAGGGCUGUAGUAUAAUUAUUAUGUCAAAUGUUGCCCAACCAAAACCUGUUCUAAGUUAACUCCCUUCUCUCAAACGUACUUUCUUCAAGCUUCCUUCACUCUUUCAAACUUUAAAUUUUUGUGUUGAAUGCAGGAAUAUGCAACUGAGGAGAGCCAGCAAUAUAAGGUGAGAUGUAUGUUGCCAUCAAGCAACCGGCAUUUCUGAUUUUAGUCAUGUUGUCCUACAAGAUUUGACGAUUGUAUUCAUAUUUUCCUAGAUUUACUUACUAUUUACUUAAUGCAUACUGUAACUGUUUGUAGGAGGGUCAAGUGAUCCUGGAGCGUGCACUGGUCACAGAAAGUGAAGGAAUUGAAGAAAUUGGUGACUGACAGUAUACUUAUAAUGCUUCAAUAUGUAAAAAUUGUAGUUGAAUUAUUACUAAGGCAAUUAUGUAAGGGCACAUUGGUUCAAACAGACAACUGAAAAUGGUAAUUAUGUUGAUACUGGGUAAGUUUUUACUAAAAUUAUAGCAUAUUUUCUCAAUUUAAUGCCGCGCCCUGAAUAAAUGCUACUGAGGUAUAAAAGUACUGUUACAAGACUUGUAAAGCACCUUCUUCCUAUAAGCAUUUAUUCAAGGUAUGACAAAAGAGCUGUUAAGAUUUUUAGCCUAGUAAACCUCAGACUCAAAUAGCUGCGCACAGUAUUAAAGAAAUGCCUGGUCCACAACACUAAGUUUGAAGUAAAUAUAUGAGGAAUUUCAAUCAGGGGCACCCAACGAGAAUAUAGUUCAAAACCACUUAAACAUAACAUUGUUGAACGUAUUUUAGUAUUUAAACGGUAGAUAUAGGCAUGUUUUUAUCCCCUGAAAAUUUUUCAUCUGUUCGGAUUUCCUAGCUGAAGGUCUAGUGAUCCGAAAAUUAUAGGGAUCAAAACUAACCUUUUCGAAAAUUUCAGCCAGAAAAAAGGCUCCCGAAAAUUCUAGGUGACCUUUUUAGGGGAAAAAUCCGUUAAAAAUGGGCAAUUAUACCGUUUUGGGGGUGUUCGAAAAUCCUAGGAGAGGCAGGCAAGCAAGAAAUUUAACACAAAUGUUCGGAAAAUUCUAGAUCUCAAAUCGUCUUCUGAACGGAUAUUUUCCAAAAAUUGUCGUUGGGUGCCCCUGUUUCAAUGCAGAAAUACAGUAAUGUUAGUUAUACAUGUAUAAGAGUUUCUGUUUCAUCAAGUCAACCCACUCACCA
Porites lobata is the source of this 5893-nucleotide messenger RNA. NCBI's taxonomy places the organism in Eukaryota, Metazoa, Cnidaria, Anthozoa, Scleractinia, Poritidae. The record is from the annotation of a GenBank genome assembly.